This is a messenger RNA of Rotaria socialis, 855 nucleotides long. The record is from the annotation of a GenBank genome assembly. NCBI's taxonomy places the organism in Eukaryota, Metazoa, Rotifera, Eurotatoria, Philodinida, Philodinidae.
AUGGCUGCAAUAUUCGUUGAUAUUGAAGAACAACAGCAUACACAACGUUUUUCUGAUAUAUUGGGAGAAUCAGGUCGAAUGUUGAUGCCUAUAGAAGGCUAUGAGAAAAAGCCUAUAGUUACGCUAGAAGAGGCUGUAGAACCCAUUGUUGAAUAUGUACCUGAUGUGAAACGAAAAGUCUACGUUGCGAAAAUGAAAUGUGCAGAGCUUUCACCCGGAAAACUAUCUAUUGAUGAAGCAGCCUCGAUUACUCUCUAUUCGAUGGAAUGGCAGCCGCAAGAUGAGUGUCUUUAUCAUGUUUUAAAUAAAACCUUACGAAAUGGAAAUCGCCAAAAACUGACACCUUGGUUUCUUUUUCUCAAAUUGAUUCUCACUGCACUGGCUCACCUUCCGUCAAUGGCUCGAACGGUUUAUCGCGGUGUUAAGAAAGACAUGAGAGAUGAAUAUCCAGAAGGAAAGACACUUGUUUGGUGGGGAUUCAGCUCUUGUACGUCCAAGCUAAAUGUACUAAAGAACGAACAAUUUUUGGGUGAAACAGGCCCAAGAACAUUCUUUACGAUUGAAUGCGACAGUGGCAAAGAUAUCCGAAAAUAUUCUUGCUAUCAAGCUGAAGAUGAAAUUCUUCUGCCAGCUGCACGGCAAUUUAAAGUCGUGUCAUGUCUCAGUCAAGGUAAAAAUUUUUACAUGAUCCAACUCAAAGAAAUUCAGCCGCCAUUUCCACUCAUUGAACUUGCACCACAACCAUCACCAUCACCAGGACCAGGACCAUCACCACCACCACCGAUACCUAUUGUACCGAAGUCACCAAUUCAACCACAAGGUAGGAAUAUAAAAAAAUUGAUAGAUAUAGGUUAA